UGCAUCGUGAUUGAUGUUCACGCUUGGCGAAUAGGAAAAGUAAGCACCACUAAGGGGCGUUUCCAGGAAGAGAUCAGUUACAUUUUCCUGUAAUGGCGGACCAGGCAGAGAGCGAGACUAUUGGGUUCAACGACAACAGAAUGGCGCAGCAGGCGGUGCGAUUUCGCGGCCCUGCCCCUGCCCCUGCGCCUACACAGACCCCAGUGUUACGAGGCCCACCACCACUGCUUAGGCCACCACCGCCUCCUUUUGGGAUGAUGAGGGGGCCCCCACCACGGCCCCCUUUUGCACGUCCUCCCUUUGACCCAAACAUGCCACCAAUCCCUCCACCAGGAGGGAUGCCACCACCUAUUGGACCUCCCCACCUGCAGAGACCUCCGUUCCUUCCCCCUCCCAUUGGUAACCUGCCACCUCCACCAGGAAUGCUGUUUCCUCCUGGAAUGCCUCCCGUUCCCGCAUCUGGAACCCCUGCACUCAAUCCCGCUGAAGAAAUCUGGGUAGAGAACAAGACACCAGAGGGAAAGACAUAUUACUACAACGCCAGGACCAGAGAGUCAUCAUGGACUAAACCUGAUGGUGUGAAGAUCAUCCAGCAGUCUGAACUCAACCCUCUUCUUGUGGCAGGGUGGGCUUCAGGUUCGGGGGCAAGUGUUGGGGUGACUGCAGCUGCCAGCUCAAGCAGUGUCAACACUACAGCAAGCACAGCAGCAGCCUCCCCUACUCAGGCCCCUUCCUCAACCCCCUCCCGCACUCUCACCUCCAGUCCAGACUCCAUCACCACCCACUCCCCAUCUGUGAGCAUAGCAGCCACCGUUGUAGCAGACCUCCCCCCUAUUCCCACAGUGACCUCAUCUGUUGGCGGUUCGGUCACUGUGGUGACUGUUUCCACGGUGCCAUCACCUGUGUACAGCAGUUCAGACGUGCCACUGCUUCCAGGCCUGCCUCACAGUGUGGCCCAGCCCACUGCAGCCAUACCUGCCUUCCCUCCUGUUAUGGUGCCACCUUUCAGGGUGCCUUUGCCAGGCAUGCACAUCCCUCUACCAGGUGUAGCAAUGAUGCAGAUAGUAGAUGCAACCUGUGUAAAGGCAGGCCCCAGCGCCAACGGCAUGCUUCCUGGUAUGGGUCCGCCCUUAGUUUCCAUGAUGCACCCCCAGCUGACGCUCUCAGCAGCUCCUGCUUCCAUGGCUGGAUCAUUGCAGCUCCCCGAGUGGUCAGAGUACAAAACAGCAGAUGGGAAAACGUACUACUACAACAACCGGACGCUGGAGUCCACCUGGGAGAAACCACAGGCUCUGGUGGAGAAAGAGAAAGAAGCAGAAAAGGCUAAGGAGCGACUGGCCCAAGAGGAAGCUGAGGCAAUGGAGAUGGAGGAUAAGGAGAACAAAAUGGAAAACACUAAUAAUGAGAAGGAGAACCAUUUCUUGUUUGCGUCUCUUUGUCAAGGAGCCAAAGAAGAAGAGAUGACAGAGGAGGAAAAAGCAGCUCAGAAGGCCAGGCCUGUGGCCACCAACCCUAUUCCUGGCACACCAUGGUGUGUGGUAUGGACAGGCGAUGAUCGCGUAUUCUUCUACAAUCCAACAACACGACUCUCCAUGUGGGACCGCCCCGAGGAGCUGGUUGGUCGAGCUGAUGUUGACAAGCACAUCCAGGAGCCACCACAUAAGAGAGGUCUGGAGGAGAACAAGAAAACAGGUGUCAGCAAGGAGGACCCAGAACUAUCCAUCGCUACAGAAGAGAAUCAAGAUGAGGAGCCGACCAAAGCCAAAAAGAGGAAGGAGGACAUGAAGGAGGCAGACACUGAGAAGGAAGCAGCAAUGGAGGCAGAGCUCCGAGCAGCUAGAGAAAGAGCUAUAGUGCCAUUAGAGGCCAGGAUGACCCAGUUUAAAGAAAUGUUGUUGGAGAGAGGGGUGUCUGCAUUCUCAACUUGGGACAAAGAACUCCAUAAGAUUGUUUUUGACCCACGUUACCUACUGCUGAACCCAAAAGAAAGGAAACAGGUUUUUGAUCAAUAUGUGAAGACACGAGCAGAGGAGGAAAGGAAGGAGAAGAAAAACAAACUGAUGCAGGCCAAAGAUGAGUUCAGGAGGAUGAUGGAGGAGGCGAAGCUCACACCAAGGAACACAUUUAGUGAAUUUGCAGUGAAGCACGGCCGAGAUCCCCGAUUUAAGACCAUAGAGAAGAUGAAGGACAGGGAGGCUAUCUUCAUGGAAUUCAUCACCGCUAUGAGGAAGAGAGAAAAAGAAGACUCCAAAUCCAGGGGAGAGAAGGUCAAGCAGGGACUUUUUGAUCUUCUAAGUGAGCAGCACAGAGGAGGCCAGCGGUGGAGCAAAGUGAAAGAGAGGCUAGAGACUGACCCGCGAUACAAGGCUGUGGAGAGCUCUGCACUCAGAGAAGAACUUUUCAAGCAGUUCAUGGAAAAACAAGCCAAGAAUGUGGACAUCGAGAAGGAGCGAGAGUUGGAGCGGCAGGCUCGUAUCGAGGCCAGUCUCAGAGAGAGGGAGCGGGAGGUGCAGAAGGCCCGAUCAGAACAGACCAAAGAGAUUGACAGAGAAAGGGAACAGCACAAGAGGGAGGAGGCCAUCCAGCAUUUCAAAGCUCUUAUGUCUGAUAUGGUACGGUCUUCUGAUGCAACAUGGUCAGACACACGUCGUAACUUGCGGAAAGACCAUCGCUGGGAGUCGGCGUCGCUGCUGGAGAGAGAGGAGAAGGAGAAGCUGUUUAAUGAACACGUAGAAGCGCUGGCCAAGAAGAAGAAAGAACUCAGACAGCUGCUGGACGAGACCAGCAUGAUUACUCUGACAACCAGGAAGGAGGUGAAGAAAGUUAUUAAAGAUGAUCCUCGCUGUAUUAAAUUCUCUUCCAGUGACAGGGGUAAGAUGAAAGAGAUUAGUUAUAAGAGACAGCGGGAGUUUGAAGACUACAUCAAAGACAAAUACAUCACAGCCACUGACUUCAGGACGCUGCUGAAGGAGACAAAGUUCAUCACAUACAGGUCGAGAAAGCUCAUCCAGGAGUCUGAGCAGCAUCUGAAGGACGUGGAGAAGAUCCUUCAGAAUGAUAAGCGGUACCUUGUUCUGGAGUGUGUCCCUGAGGAACGCAGGAAACUCAUCAUGUUCUACAUUGAAGAUCUAGACCGUCGUGGCCCGCCACCUCCCCCCACGGCCUCUGAACCCACCCGACGAUCUACCAAGUGACCAAUCUAAUUACCAUCUUGACCAGUGCUGUACUUCUCCUUGCCCUCCCUUUGGCCAGAGCAUGACCUCCCCUCGGCACCCCCUGAUCCCCGCUCUCCAGGCCCACUGCCGGCCUUGCAGUGUUAUUGCGGGGGGUUAUGUUGCUUAGAGAUGUACCAUAGAGAUGAAUGGUUAGCGUCUCUGUGUUAUGUCAAAGCCAUGAUAUAGCCCUGCAUUUGAGGCAGCAGGGACUAGAGGUUACCUGAUCCCAGGGUGACCCUUAACCCCUCACCUCUGAUGACCACAUUAGAGAGAGGAGGGGCAAGUGAUGAGGCUGCAGGCUGUGCAGCCACACAAGUGUAAAAUAGCCUAUGUAAAUGAGGUUGAGUGUGUGUAUGCAUGUGAUUGAGGCGUCCUUAAGCCUUACAGAUCCACUGUGCCAGUCAUCGUUUCAGCGGCUCAGUGUGAAUGUUAGUUUCUGCUCAGUGGUUCACUCCAAUGUUGCAGCAGUUUCUCUGUUGAAUGAAAUAAAGACAACGUCCACUGUUUUUCAA
Archocentrus centrarchus (flier cichlid) is the source of this 3727-nucleotide messenger RNA. Its product is annotated as transcription elongation regulator 1. Gene Ontology annotation, molecular function: transcription coregulator activity; RNA polymerase binding. Gene Ontology annotation, cellular component: nucleus. NCBI's taxonomy places the organism in Eukaryota, Metazoa, Chordata, Actinopteri, Cichliformes, Cichlidae. The record is from RefSeq and is a predicted model, not a curated record.